Molecule: messenger RNA, 2649 nt
Organism: Darwinula stevensoni
Lineage: Eukaryota; Metazoa; Arthropoda; Ostracoda; Podocopida; Darwinulidae
Source: the annotation of a GenBank genome assembly
AUGAUGCUGGUCAAUAGCACAAGUGCAGGAAAUCUGAGGAAGCAGAAUGUGGAAUAUCUGCAGAGAAGUAAGAUUCCCACCAUGCACUUCCAGAAGUCCUUGCCCCACCUUGCAAUUCCGAAGCUGGAGGAUACCAUGAAGCGAUACUUAGCUGCACAGAAACCCCUUCUUGAUGACAAGCUGUAUGCUGAGACUGAGAAGUUGGUCAAUGAAUUUCUACAUGGCAUUGGACCUCAGCUGCAAAAGGAGAUUUUAUCUCGUGACAAGAGGAACAAGGGAACGAGUUACAUCUCACCAAUCUGGUUUGACAUGUACCUGAAAGACCAUAGACCAGUGGUCCUCACCCAUAACCCUUUCAUGGCAUUCGUGGAUGAGACCCGACCGGCUUAUAAGACGCCAGUUGUGCGUGCUACCAACAUGGUGAUCUCCUCUCUCAGGUUCCGUCGGAGCCUGGUUGAAGGAGUCCUUGAGCCAGAUGUGUUUCACCUCAUCCCAAAGAAAAGUGACACACCUUUAUUCCGUACCUUGUGUGCUCUUACUCCAUCUCCCCUUUCCUGGUACACUGCGUAUAGUUUCAAGGCUUUCCCUCUGGACAUGAGUCAGUACAAGAACCUCCUGAACUCAACACGCAUUCCUGAGCAUGGCAAAGAUCGGCUGAUGGCUGAUCCUUCUGGCAGACACCUCCUUGUCAUGAGAAAUGGCCACUUUUAUGUCUUUGAUGUUAUUGAAGAAUCUGGGGAUAUGCUGCAACCAGAAAAGGUUUUAGCUUGCCUUGAUUUCAUCUCAACAGACCCUCGAAGUGCAAAAGCCCCUGAUAUUCCCUUGGGAAUCUUGACCUCUGCAAACCGGGACAUUUGGGCUGACCUGAGACAAUACCUUGUUGGUCAUCUAGGCAAUGGGGACACAUUCAAGAAAAUUGACUCUGCUCUUUACUGUCUCACAUUUGAUGAUAUGCAAGGUGAUGACCCUGAGCUUGUCUUUCAUAACUUCUUGCAUGGGGAUGGCAAAAACAGAUGGUAUGACAAGAGCUUGUCAUUGCACUUCACAAAAGAUGGGAGGGCAGCAGUGAACUUUGAGCAUGCUUGGGGUGAUGGAGUGGCUGUUCUACGCUUCUUCAAUGAAAUCUUCAUUGAUUCCACAAAAAAACCCAUGGUCUCCACUGAUACCCCCAUCAAAGUUCAGGGAUUUGACCCAACUCGACAUGUGACACGACUUGUGCUUGGGGGUGUGAGAGGCCUUGAAGUGCUCUACACAGAGGGGCCUCCAUCACUGCUCUUCCCCAACACUGCAUCAUAUGAGUCCUCAUCUGAGACCUCACUGUUAGAGAGUGGAGGGAAGGUGGUAGGGACAUAUGAAUCCUGCAGCACUGCUGCAUACAAGCAUGGUCGCACAGAAACCCUCCGACCAGCCACAAUUGAAACCAAGAGAUGCUGUGAGGCGUUUGCCAACCGUACACACCACACUCCUGUCAGUGACCUCAGAAAACUCCUUGAAAGCUGCUCCAACAAGCAUGGCCAGCUCACCAGAGAAGCUGCAAUGGGUCAAGGAUUUGACAGGCAUUUGCUGGCACUAAGGACUCUGUUGGAGGAGAAGGGGGAAGUGAACAAGGCUCCAUUAUUCCUUCAUCCAUCCUACAUGCGUAUUAACCACAUCAUUCUCUCUACAUCCACCCUGUCAAGUCCUGCUGUCCACAUGGGAGGUUUUGCACCAGUCUCCCUUGAUGGAUUUGGCAUUGGGUAUGGGAUUCGAGAUUCUGAUCUUGGCUGUGUGGUGAGCAGUUAUCCACCCCAUCGUGAUGGAGAUGCUUUUGUAUCACACCUGAAAAGUGCUUAUUCCGCUAUUCAAGAUGUCAUUCAUCAGCUUUAUCACGUCUUUGGUGGUGUGCAGACGAACGUGGAUGAGGCGACCGGGCAACUGCAACUCUCACCCAGAAGUGAGUUCCCCACGAUUGUUCCUCGAGUACAGGGGACUCGGGGCUCUCAGCUGCACCUGUCAGCGUCCCCGUCAGAAGAUUCUUCGUCGUUCCUUUGGGGAGUGAAGCGAGAUCCGCCGAGUUUUUUCUUCGGUACGAUCCACGUGCCGUACACGCGAGUGUGGGAUUACAUCCCGGGGAAUGCAAAAGCCGCCUUCGCGCAAUCCCAUGCCGUCUUCUUCGAGUUGGACCUCACCGAUCCCCAGACCAUGGCGGCUCUCUCCCACUGCCAAAUGCUACCCAGGGGAGAGAGCUUGGCAAAUAUGUUGCCGCGUAGCCUCUACGUCCGGAUCAAACGACACCUGGCCUACGUCCGCGGGAAACUCCCGCAGUGGCUGGGCGAGGAGUCCGGGUCUGGGUCCCCGACCCGGCACGGACUCUAUGCCGACUACCUCUUCAAAGCCAUUGCAGGGAACUGGGAACGGAAGAGGCCAGUGUGGGUGAUGUUGAUGUUGAAUGCCCUCACGGAAGGGGAUGUGAGGAGCCGGGGGAUCCCCGUCCUGGAUCUCUAUCUCGCUCACGAGGCCGAAAGGCUGAACAAGGAGACUGGCGCCGUGGAAAGGGUCCAGGAACAGUGCCUACCCCUCAAUCGACUCCACCUCGACCAGGUUCCCAUUCCACUCUGCACUUUCAUCUUCUCUUCUCGAGAGGCCCUUCGUCGAAAUCGUGAAAGAUGU